Osmerus eperlanus (European smelt) is the source of this 837-nucleotide messenger RNA. RefSeq names its product troponin T, slow skeletal muscle-like. Gene Ontology annotation, biological process: regulation of muscle contraction; sarcomere organization; slow-twitch skeletal muscle fiber contraction. Gene Ontology annotation, cellular component: troponin complex. The coding region runs from base 33 to 713 and encodes 226 amino acids. Lineage: Eukaryota; Metazoa; Chordata; Actinopteri; Osmeriformes; Osmeridae. The record is from RefSeq and is a predicted model, not a curated record. The transcript has 9 exons. Gene Ontology annotation, molecular function: tropomyosin binding; troponin T binding.
CAGAAGAGGAGGAACGACCCAAAUACAAACCCAUGGUGUCCCAGCUUGCUGCUCCCAAGAUACCUGAAGGAGAUCGGGUGGACUUUGAUGACAUCCACAGGAAGAGGAUGGAGAAGGACCAGCUGGAACUGCAGACGUUGAUCGACGUCCAUUUUGAUCAGAGGAAGAAGGAGGAAGAGGAGCUAAUCAGCCUGAAGGACAGGAUUGAGAACCGGCGGGCGGAGAGAGCGGAGCAACAGCGCGUCCGUGCUGAGAGAGAGAGGAGCAGACACACGAGGAUCGCGGAGGAACGUCAGAGGAAGGAGGACGAGGAGGCCAAGAAGAGAGCCGAGGACGAGGCCAAGAAGAAGAAGGUUCUGUCCAACAUGGGGGCUCACUUCGGGGGCUUCCUGGCCAAGGCGGAACAGAGGAGGGGGAAGAGACAGACUGGGAGGGAGAUCAAGAAGAAGACCCUGGCUGAGAGACACAGACCCCUGGCCAUCGCCAACCUGAGGGAGGACGGGCUGAGGGAGAGGGCUCAGCAGUUGUGGGAGUGGCUCUACCAGCUGGAGUCGGACAAGUUUGAACUGACAGAGAAGAUGAAGAGACAGAAAUACGAGAUCAACGUGCUGCUGAACAGAAUCCAACACGCUCAGAAAUUCCUUCUUCAUCCUCUCUCUCUGUACAGCAAAAAGGGUCAUGGGAAGGGUAAGGUAGGCGGCCGCUGGAAGUGAGAGCAGAGCCCUGGAGGAUCACAGACGGGCGAUCGCCCUGUUCCUAACACCACCGCUCUCCAAGCUGUUUAUAACACAACGCGGCUCGACGCAGAUCCAGUUACUGUGUUCAUUAAAACGUGCU